Messenger RNA from Aspergillus melleus, 2478 nucleotides. RefSeq names its product cell differentiation and development protein Fsr1. The transcript is spliced from 4 exons. Bases 1 to 2478 code for a protein of 825 amino acids. Gene Ontology annotation, molecular function: protein binding. NCBI's taxonomy places the organism in Eukaryota, Fungi, Ascomycota, Eurotiomycetes, Eurotiales, Aspergillaceae. The record is from RefSeq and is a predicted model, not a curated record.
AUGGGGGGUGGAGGGUAUGUCGGACCGGAUGGGUCGUCGAACGGACAACCUCAGGGGACGGAAUACACGUUGCAAGGUGUGAUGCGCUUUCUGCAGACCGAAUGGCACCGUCACGAACGAGACCGCAAUGCGUGGGAAAUCGAGCGCGCGGAGAUGAAAUCCCGCAUUGGAAGAUUGGAAGGCGAUGUCCGGACGAGCAAGCGUUUACACGAGUCGCUAGGCAAGCACGUCAGGCUACUAGAGGCUGCGCUGAAAAAGGAGCGCGAGAAGGUCAAAAAGCUCAGCAACAACGAAAAGAUCGAUGACACCAGGGACCCCAAGGAAAUCGCCCGGGAAAGCCUGAGCGCCAUAAAAUCCCAACGCCCCAAGUCGCACAUAGAUCUCGGCGAUUCCGAUCCUAACUCCGACCACCAACAUGAGUUGCAACAAGAGAAUGAGCGAGACAAGUCGCGCCUGUAUUUGACGAAAUGUUCACAAGAAAUCACAUACCAUGUCAUCCCUACCUCCCACCCACCCCCAGACCUCAGUGAUCCGGACCUUGCCAACCCCAUGUAUGGCAACCAGCAGCUGUCGCAGCAUAGUCUGGAAGAAGCAUAUCUUCAGCAGCAAAGGCAGAAGCAGCAACACCAGCAACACCAGCAGGCCAACCAUAUGAUGGCACGCGAGGUCUCUCUCCAGAACCACCAACCGAUCGUGACCCAUUACCCCGAAAACACCGGGCUUCCGCGACCAACAAACCAGUUUGGCCUGCCGGGCCCUGCCAGGGAGGCGCUGGACCGAAGGCCCUUGGAACCCCAACAGACGCCGGUGACUGCGGUUGACAACCGGAGGCAGGCUCAUGACCCUACAAUGAAUGAUGAACGCACUGGCGGGGAGAGACAGGGGUAUGAUAACUAUGGUCCCCAGGUGUCGGUGAAAGAAGAGACAAAGCCGCAGCAGGUUGAGGAAAGCGUCGAAGACCCGGACGGCUGGAACUUUGAUGAGCCGUCAGACCAAGAACCGCCCACGGAACCGAUGCCCCCUCAUCGUCCCGAUGUCGACGUUUUUCCCAAUGCCAACUUUGUUCGACCGAAGUCCCCUUCGAGGCCCGGAUCGAUGUCUCAUCGACGAAAGAGCUCUGGUGCUAGGCGCAAGAGUGACGGGGCCAUCGACUUGAGUUCGAGUGCGGGUGCGAAACAAGAUUCCUCCUUUAAGGUCAGGUUCGCUCUGCGCGGACAUCUUGAUGUCGUCCGCUCCGUGAUAUUCACGGGCGGCGGCAGCCCUUCCGAACCCGAGAUUUGCACGUGUAGCGACGAUGGGACGAUCAAGAGGUGGAUCAUCCCGGCCUCGUACGGCAGCCUUGGCCAUCACGGACCCGGCUCAAGCAAUGAUCUGGACAUCACCAGUUAUUUCACCCACCGAGGACACGUUGGCGCUGUGACUGCGCUGGCCGCCUGCUCUCCGUCGCAAAACAUUUCCAACGGCGGUCGCGCUUUGGGUGAUGGCUGGGUGUUUUCUGGUGGGCAAGAUGCGAGCGUGCGUGUUUGGGAGCGAGGCCGAGUUGACCCCAAAGCCACUCUGGAUGGCCAUACCGAUGCCGUGUGGGGCCUGUGUGUCCUUCCAGGAACGACCGGGUCUGUUUUCGGAGAUUCAUGCAGUAAUUAUGGAGGCACCGACCGAAUCCUGUUGGCAUCGGGCGGAGCAGAUGGACACAUUCUGAUCUGGGCUGUCAGUGCCCCUCCGCAACUCUCGUCACCGCAGGCUGGCUCUCGAAGAGCUGGAGGCAGUCGCCGGGCUAACUCUAUCUCAUCUGGAUCCAACUUCCCAUCGUCACCCCAACCCAGUAUGGCAACGGCUACGCCAUUCCACUACAGCCUUGUCCACAAAAUCGCCCGACAGGACUCCCCAUCUCCGACCUGCAUCAGCCCCUUGUCUCUCGCCGGCGUGAACUUUGUCGUUUCAUUCUCCGACGCUUCGAUCCUUGUCUAUGACACACGAACCGGCGAAGAGAUUGUUGGAAUGGCCAGCCUGGAGACAUACGAUGGAACGCCCUCCACGGGUGUCAACGCCGUUGUGGCAUCCACCGUCGGGUUUGACGGGUCUGCUGGCCUGGAUCCGAACCGAGCAAUGGUAGAAGAAGAGGUGGUCCAUGGCGCCACUGGUUCGAGUGGCGUGGAGGGAGUGGUCAUUAGUGGCUACGAAGACAAGUACAUUCGCUUCUUUGACGCCAACAGUGGACAAUGUACGUACACGAUGUUGGCUCAUCCAUCGGCGAUUGCUUCACUCUCGCUGUCGCCAGAUGGACGUGAGCUGGUGUCCGCUGGCCACGAUGCUAGCUUGCGAUUUUGGAACCUCGAGAAACGGAAUUGCACCCAAGAAAUCACCAGCCAUCGGGUGAUGCGUGGGGAAGGGGUGUGUUCCGCCGUCUGGAGCCGUGAUGGCCGUUGGGUCGUUAGUGGUGGUGGUGACGGAGCAGUCAAGGUCUUCUCGAGACAAUGA